Heterostelium album PN500 is the source of this 2130-nucleotide messenger RNA. Its product is annotated as 2-nitropropane dioxygenase. The record is from RefSeq and is a predicted model, not a curated record. Bases 1 to 2130 code for a protein of 709 amino acids. Gene Ontology annotation, molecular function: protein binding; nitronate monooxygenase activity. Lineage: Eukaryota; Evosea; Eumycetozoa; Acytosteliales; Acytosteliaceae. The transcript has 6 exons.
AUGUCACAUAACUAUUUAAAACUAUUAAAAUAUCCUAUUAUACAAGCGCCUUUAUCGGGUGGUACGACCAAUCCCAAGAUGGUGUUGGAAGUACUCAAACAAGGAUGUAUGGGAUCACACGGUUGUGCUUAUUUAAGUUUGGAUCAAUUGCGUUCGGAUUGUAAGGAGAUCGUCAAUGGUGUAAAACAACAACAACAACAACAGCAGCAUUUGAAUGUACCUUUCAAUAUAAAUUUGUUUGCACCGUCACUACCAUCCGAUUGUCUUCCGGGUACUGAACAUUGGCGAACAGUUGUCGAACCAAAAGUCAAGAGGAUGAACGACUAUCUAAAUAGCCAUUUUCGAACAGAGUUGGGACUGCCUCACCGUACCAUAGAGAGUUUCGUCAUACCCGAUGACAACCAAAGAUUUCAACAGCAAUGUCAAGUGGUUCUCGAGGAACUCGGUCAAUUCUCUGGACCGAAAGUACUGAGUUUCACAUUUGGAAUUCCUGAUACCGCUGUGUUACAACGUUUUAGAGAUGCUGGUUUCAUGUUGACUUUGGAUCUGCUACGUCAGUGUAGAGAUGCUGGCAUUAAACUGCCAUUGAUCGGUGCUGGCGGUAUACACAACCGGGAGGAUAUCGAUACGAUGUUGAGAAGCGGUGCAUCAGCAGUUCAAAUUGGAACUGCAUUUAUCAAUUCACUGGAAUCUACUUCCAAUGUCAAUUAUAAAAAAGUUAUUGAGAUGUCGAAUGGUGGAAUAUCAAAAGGUGAUGGCGAUGGUGAUUCAAUUGUUUAUACGAAAGCAUUCACUGGCAGAUAUGCAAGAGGUAUAAAGAAUAGAUUUGUAGAGAAAAUCGAAUCAGAAUUCAAGCCAGAUGAAAUACCACCAUUUCCAAUUCAACAUAUUUUAACAACUGAUAUUAGAAAGAAAGCUCUGGAAGAUGGUAGAACAGAAUAUACACAUUUAUGGAUUGGUGAAAGUGCAUCAUUAUCCAAGAAUAGAAAUAAUAAUAAUAAUAAUAAUGAGCAACAUAUAUUAGUAAACUUCCCAAAUGUAUUGUUAAGUGAAAUCAUUAGUCAUCUCAAGAAUAUCGAUAGAAUAUGCUGGAGUUUAGUUUGUAAAAGAUGGUACAAUCAAAAAGAUAGGUAUCUACUGUUCGAUACCGACAGAAUCACAUCGAAGGCACAUCUCGAUCAUUUCAAACCACAGUACCGAAUGGUAAUGUCGAGAUCCUUAGAGUUAAAGAAUGAUUGUAGUGUUUUAUUCUCUAUGAAAACAAGUCAAACUUCUGGUUUCGAUUAUUAUAUUGAUUAUGGUAACUAUUUCUUAUAUAAGACUUUUAUGAUUGAUAUCAAUGGUUGGAUGUUAACUUAUUCUUUAUUAUUAUUAUUAUUAUCAAUAGGUACAUUAAAAGAUAUUGAUAAAAUCUAUACAAAUGUUACAUCGAUUAGAUUCUAUAAGUCGUACGACUUGCGUGAACUAAAGGUUGGAUCGCUCCCACCAAAUCUUACAGUGCUAAAGUUCUCUGGAUACAGUCAGGCCAUCGAAGCAGGUGUACUUCCACAAUCACUCGUCAGACUGGAGAGUGCACCGAUCACCUGGAUUCCAGCGAUAAAAACACUGGCUAGCCUGAAAACUCUUUCUUUCUACACCAGGUUUGGAAGUGAGACCGUUGACAAUCUAAUCAAGCUAGACGAGCUUCCUCCAUCACUGACCGACCUCUCAUUUAAAUCAACAUACCAACUACGCUCGGCAAUUCCAACGGCUAUCCGAUAUCUCGAUAUCGGAAGUUGUCAAUACGAUAUGCAAGAGUUGUUUCCAUCUGGAUCGCGACCGAACUACCGAUUCGAAAUGUUAGCCAUUGCAAAGCAAAUACAAUCCUAUAGCUCACUUCAAGAUAUAAAAGUUAGAGCACUCAAGCUAUAUAAUAUGGAUCGCGCGAGAUCGAUUGAAUUGAUACAGUUUCCAGUGGGUCUCGAGUGUUUGGAUUUCAGUUAUUUCAGCGCCGGACCAAUCACAGCCGGAGCCAUACCAAAGUCAAUAAGAAAACUCACACUUGCCUCAGACCGUGUGAAAUUCGCCAUUUUCGAAUGGAGUUCGACCUUGGAAACUGUCCACAAAUCCAUGAUCUAUAAAUUCACUUAA